Symbiodinium natans is the source of this 252-nucleotide messenger RNA. The record is from the annotation of a GenBank genome assembly. NCBI's taxonomy places the organism in Eukaryota, Dinophyceae, Suessiales, Symbiodiniaceae.
AUGGCGUCGAUUUACUUGGGCUCAGUUCUGGGUGCUGUUGGGCACCUGGCGAACUUCGGCCAGCUUUCUGAAGUUGGUCUUUCCCGAGCCCUGCACCGGGAGAACAUGAACAUUGCCAAGGUGGCCCUACAGCAGGACUCCUUGGCCUUGCGGUUAGACCUUCUGGGCGCCUUGAAGGAGGACAUCCGUGACCACUAUGCGAACCACACAGGCCAGGUCGACACUCUGCCACUGGUCUCAGCACAAGUCUGA